AUGAGAACAUGCGGGUAUUCUCACUUGUUUGUGAGCCUCCUGUGGCUUAUAUCCAGCUGUUUACCGGCUUCUAAAGCCUCACUGUAUCCGCCAGACCAACAACGCUUGGAAGCAAUCCGAGCUGAAGCAACGGAAGAAGCAACACUAUUGGAUGAAGAAUUGGAUUGCGGCAUGCGGCGUUUGAUGCUCAAGGCUGCCAAGAAGGCUGUUCCUUGGAGGAAAGAUAUGUUUGACGUUUAUCAAGCUCUUGAAUUGGAAACUAGAUGUCAUGAUCGAGCAGAGCUGGAACCCGAAGAAUCAUCGGUAUCCUACGUCCGACGCCAACUAUUGCAAGACGAGUCUCCACAACCUCAACUGAGGUCUUUUCCAUUGGAUCCUUCUCAAUUCACGGUACAUGUGUGCUCAGCGGUUGGUAAUGAUUCACAUGAAGGGAGUCAGAAACGUCCGUUUGCAUCCUUUGAGCGUGCCCUUGAAGCAACAAGAACCUUUGUAAAAGACUUUCAAAAGAAGAUGGGAAGUAGCAAUGACAAUUUUGCCAAUGUUCACCACACAGGCCCAGUCCCCAAUCGGACCAUUAUUUUGCACGACGGUAUUCAUUAUCUAGGCACUACGGUUCAUCUCUCGCCCAUGGAUUCCAAUCUUACUAUUCGAAAUGCCCCUGGUGAAGAAGCUUGGUUCUCUGGCGGCAAGCUGAUCAAAUCCGCCGACGUGGAUUGGACACGAACCGAGUCCAAUGAGAACAUAUGGAUGGCAAGUCUUGCCAAUUCUAAGAUUGAGGCGGUGACAGGUUUGUUUACCGUAAAGGAUCACCAACGAAUGACGCUGGCACGAUUCCCAAAUGCCAAUGUGGAAGAGUGGGACAGUCCCAACCGCUAUGUUUCGCGCAAUGAUGUAGCCGAAUGGACAUUCCCACCGUUUGGAAAAGUGCCCGAAUUCUACUCGAUUGACUUGACUCAGCCUGACAACCCAACUGGUCAUGUGAAGAAUGAUAGUAUUAUGGAUCAAUACAAUUCCUAUGGUACCGGUCAAGGUGGAGCAUGUGCAACCGUUUGGGGAGACGAACCAUCCUAUUGGUGUAGCAAUCUAGCAGGUGGUGGAUGGGCAGAAGUGGAUAAGGCGGCCGCCUUGGCAGGUCGCAUGAAUAUUCCGCGGGGCAUGGUACUCAACAAUGCUGCCUCGGAGAUAUUCCAACGCUCCAAGAAUUGGAAAGAUCCAAAAGGAGCAAUUGUCCAUGCUGCGCACUCACAGGGAUGGAGUUGGCACAUGUUCAAUAUUUCUACUGUGAUGCACAAUGAAACUUCCGUGACCAUCGACUUUGAUAAAGGAGGAUCUCAGGGUGGUCGGAAUUGGGAAUGCAAGGACGGGAAGGGGCACUUGACUGAUUGUGACGGGGAUGACAAGAUGUUGGAAGGCGGCAGCUGGUAUGUGGAAGGAAUAUUGGAAGAACUGGAUGCACCUGGAGAGUUCUACUUUGAUGAAGACACAAAGCAUCUCUACUUGUAUCCCAUGAAAAAUUGCACCGACAAGUCAAAGAGCUGCAUUCCGGACAUGGUGGCUACCAACCUGCAGACCAUGAUCAAGAUCGAAGGUACGAUGGAUGUUCCAGUUCAAAAUAUUCGCAUACAAGGGAUCGGAUUCCGAGAUGCCGCCAAGACGUACAUGGAACAGUGGUCCGCGCCAAGUGGAGGCGAUUGGGCUUUGCAUCGGGGAGGGGCGAUCCACCUAGAAGGUACAGAGGACGUGGCGAUUGUGGAUUCAAAGUUUCACAGACUGGAUGGCAAUGCCAUUAUGCUCGGUGGCUACUGUCACGAUACUCAAAUCAUGAGAUCAGAAUUCUCUUGGCUAGGAAAUGGUGCGAUUGCCACCUGGGGUGAUACCGAUGGUUACGAUGCCACUGUGCCAUCUCAGCCUAGAGGUACCGUGGUCUCACAUAAUGUCAUGUCGAAUCUUGGUCUAUACCAGAAACAGAGUUCUGGUUUUGGGCAAAACAAAGCUUGUCUGAAUACAGUCACUGAUAACGUCAUGUUCAAUCUUCCAAGAGCUGCGAUCAACUUCAACGAUGGCCUCGGAGGAGGCAACAUGGUUCGAGGAAAUAUCAUCUUCAAUUCGUGUAGGGAGAGUGGAGAUCAUGGACCAAUCAACAGCUGGGAUCGAAUGCCAUUUCUGACAAACACUACCGGAACAGGACCGUCAUUCACGCCACUUCCAACACAUACAACGAAGAACUUUAUCCUAGCAAACUAUGGGGCUUCUGAAGGCUUCGACAACGAUGACGGAAGUUCAUGGUAUUACACUUACGAUAAUGUGUUUUAUGCAGCCGAUGGAUUCAAAAUGGACUAUGGAGGCCAUGAUUCUCGAUUCUAUGGAAAUCUUGUGUACGCUACCAACAAGCAUUGCUUUGGAACCGGUUCGUUUCAUAAAGAUCAUGCGGAUACAUUUUUCAACAACACUUGUAUAUUGGCCACUACUCGCAAUCCAGCAGAUACCAAGGUUGGAACACUCUAUCAGUGCUCGACUGAUGGAAUGAACCCAACACAGAAUCGAUACCUGACACAAUCGGGCAAUGCAACGUGGUCUUGCUUGCCACACUCAGAAUUGUUCACGUUGGCUGAAAUGCAGGAUAUGGGGUUUGAGGCCAAUUCAUCAGUUGGAACCAUUCCUGAUGCAGGGAGUAUCAUCUCAAUGGCAAAGGAAAUUCUAGGAAUGCAAACUCUAUGA
This is a messenger RNA of Cylindrotheca closterium, 2718 nucleotides long. NCBI's taxonomy places the organism in Eukaryota, Bacillariophyta, Bacillariophyceae, Bacillariales, Bacillariaceae. The record is from the annotation of a GenBank genome assembly.